Cylicostephanus goldi is the source of this 478-nucleotide messenger RNA. The record is from the annotation of a GenBank genome assembly. NCBI's taxonomy places the organism in Eukaryota, Metazoa, Nematoda, Chromadorea, Rhabditida, Strongylidae.
AAACAAAAAGAGAAAGAUGCAGAAAGAUGCAAAAAGACCUAUACAUUAGGGAGCUUCUGCAGCCGCCAUAGGUGAAGCUUAUGCAAAAGCAGGACAAUGGUUGGAUGCUGUUAACUAUACGAGAGGAGCGAAAGAUUCCAAUUUUGUUGGUGAUCUCCUCAAACAACGUGCUCAAAGCAUUCUGAAUGAUCUGUCAACGAAGUCAGAAGAAAUUGAAAGGUACACUAAACGUCUCGAAGUAGUUCGUUCCAUCAAAGAAGAACGUAUUCAGAAGAUCAAGGAAGGAGUAGAAAGUGGCAGAGAUCUUGAGGACAUCGAUAUAUUUUCCGAUGCGGGUAGUACUAUGAGUGUAAUGAGCAGACGAACAACGAAAACAGGAAUGAGUCGAGCUAGCACCACAGCUACAGUUCGAAAAAGAAAGCAGGUAAUGUGCUGGCUAUCGAUUUGGACAAAAUUGCGUAAUCUACGAAAAGUUUGA